AUGAGGAUUCCGAAGAGCCGACCUCUGCGCCCAACAUCCAGCAUCACGACCAUCCUCACACCCCGCCACGCUCACCCGCGACUGCCUCUGCUCGUAUCGCGCAUGGCGUCCACCACAGCCUCAGGCGAUGGCCAUGUCAGCAAACCGGCUGCUGGCGUCUCCAUCGCCGACCUGCCCAAGACGUGGCACUUCACGAGCUCCCUCCCCGCCGACUCACAAUACCCGACACCAGCCGACUCGCACGAGACACCACGGGAUCAAAUAAGGCCACGACAAGUCCGCAAUGCCAUCUUCUCCUAUGUUCGACCAGAGCCCGCUGAAAAUCCCGAGCUGCUCGCCGUGAGCCCGGCGGCCAUGCGCGACAUUGGCAUCCGAAUGGGGGACGAGACGACAGACGAGUUUCGCCAGACCGUCGCCGGGAACAGGCUACACGGCUGGGACGAAGAGACGCUGGAGGGAGGCUACCCAUGGGCGCAGUGCUACGGCGGUUUUCAGUUUGGCCAGUGGGCUGGCCAGCUCGGCGACGGUCGCGCCAUCUCUCUCUUCGAGACCAAGAACCCCGCCACCGGCGUCCAGUACGAGCUCCAGCUCAAGGGGGCCGGCAUGACGCCCUACUCGCGCUUCGCCGACGGCAAGGCGGUCCUCCGCUCCAGCAUCCGCGAGUUCAUCGUGUCCGAAGCCCUCCACGCCCUGCGCAUCCCUACCACGCGCGCCCUCUCCCUGACCCUCCUCCCGAACUCCAAAGUCCGCCGCGAGACUGUGGAGCCGGGGGCCAUUGUUCUCCGUUUCGCCCAGUCCUGGCUGCGCUUCGGCAACUUUGACAUUCUUCGCGCCCGUUCCGAGCGACCCCUCCUCCGCACCCUCGCCACCUACGUCGCCACCGACGUCCUCGGCGGCUGGGAAGCGUUGCCGGCGCGCCUCGCGAACCCAGACGAACCCAAGGCCGCCCCUGCGGACCCAGGCCGCGGCGUGCCCUCGACGGACAUCCAGGGCCCCGACGACGCCGCCGAGAACCGCUUCACGCGGCUGUACCGCGAGAUCACGCGGCGCAACGCCCUCACCGUCGCCAAGUGGCAGGCCUACGGGUUCAUGAACGGCGUCCUCAACACGGACAACACGUCCAUCCUCGGCCUCAGCCUCGACUUUGGGCCCUUUGCCUUCCUCGACGACUUUGACCCGCAGUACACGCCCAACCCACGGACGACCCACGCCCCCGGCGCUACAGCUACCGCAACCAGCCGACCAUCAUCUGGUGGAACCUCGUGCGCCUCGGCGAGGCCCUCGGCGAGCUCCUCGGCGCCGGCCCCGCCGUCGACGACCCGGCCUUCCUCGAGCACGGCGUCGCAGAGGCCGACGCCGACGCCCUCGUCGCCCGCGCCGAGAAGAUCAUCAGCCAGGUCGGCGAGGAGUACAAGGCCGUCUUCCUCGCCGAGUACAAGCGCCUCAUGA
Messenger RNA from Verticillium alfalfae VaMs.102, 1449 nucleotides. RefSeq lists its product as hypothetical. The record is from RefSeq and is a predicted model, not a curated record. Lineage: Eukaryota; Fungi; Ascomycota; Sordariomycetes; Glomerellales; Plectosphaerellaceae. The coding region runs from base 1 to 1449 and encodes 482 amino acids. The transcript has a single exon.